UAUCACAUUGUUUGGCUAGCACGUACCGACAAAUGCAUCAAAAAUAGACAGGCUCAAUUUCGUUGAUACCGGUCAAAUGAAAUCAAUAACUAGCAAUUUACGGGCUCGAACACAUAACGUUAUCUAACACUACGCGCUUGCUGACGUUACAUUUCAAGUGCCACUGGCUAGUGGCUAGCUGGCUAAUUCCAUCGGACACAUUAGGUUUAUUUUUAUUUUUUUGCUGCAUUGUGAGCCUGUUAGCCUGCUAGUAGCACCGUUGCAAAUGUUCAACAAAACCUCAGCACAUAUGAUAAUGCAAAUCUGAACAAAAUAAUACCGCUUUCAUACCCUUAACAUUGUUACCCUUUCUAGUAACGCGCUACGGGAUAUAUUAUAAUUCUGUUAAAUGCUAGUUUUUUGUUUGUUUUGUGCACACCAGGUUAAAAAAAGUAAAACAAAAUUAGAGAGAGUGCAGGGGAUGUUAAAAAAACCCAAGGGACUACCUCCCGAUAGGGAUCUUAGUUAAGCUAACCACGAUGCUGCGCGAAUAUUACAAGCACAACAACAUCGGAUUCGAUACUCAGACUUUGUAGAAUCCGGAACCUUCAUUUUCCCCCAGUCAGGUAUAGCAUUUAUGCUUGUUGCUGCACAAGAAUUCCCUGAGAAUCCAGAGGAAGCAGGUCUCUUUGAAAGGAUUAAGACGUUUCUACAGAUUCACAGAAAUAGCUUUAUUCUGUUGCUAGCCUCACUCCAUAGGAAGAAAGAGUGGGAGAUACUUUCCACAGUUCAGCAAAGGUUUUUUGGCGGCAAUCUCCGGAUCCUUCCAGUGCAUAAUAAUGCUGAGAUGGUAAAGGGCAUGCUUACCAUUGCCAAGGCUACCAGCAAGCCCCAUGUGGUGACCGUGCGGGAUCGGAUGUCCCUGGCGCGGGCCCACGUCAUCGAGCGCAGCCCUGUGUGGGAGAUGCUGCGAGAUAUACGGCGCAGUGGGAGGUUCGAGCUCCCUGGCGAGAGGCCAGCAGAGAGGCUUCAGGCCUUCUUAAACGCCAACGCCUGCCCGACUGCGGGAGCCACUUGGGGUAAGCGCUUCAAUGGAUCCACACCUCCUGCGCCGGAGCAGCUAUCACCACAGCCCACUUGCCCCGUGUCCCUUUUGUAAAUCGCCAUUUUGAUGGCAGUUAACCUGUGUCUGGUUGUUCUCGAUCAAUACUUACAGAGCAGGGGCCUUAAUUGACAUGGAUAACCACCUCCUGCUUCCCAGGGAUGUAGGCAGGGAGAGACACCUUCUGUCUGGCACUGAUCAAUAUCGGCUGUGUUUCGGGCCGGGGCUCUGAGGUGCUGCUGAUGGAGCUUCCAACUGGUGUAGGCCUGGGUUUCCCCCAGCAAUGAAGAGCUGGGGAUGUUGCAUGCGAGCUGCCUGUCAAAGUGAUUUCAUCAGCCGUCUCUUACAAGCGCUCGCCGCUGUAGCUGUGACACGAACGCAGGGGGGUGGGGGUGGCACACUGUGUUUUGGGUUCCGGCGUCUUGUUUGAAGUGAUGCAGCCUUUUAGCCAUUUCUUUUAUCUGCUGAAGUGCUUGCUUGAGUGCUCAAAUUCCUGUUUCACCUGCCAAAGAUGUCUCCCCUCAAGCCCAUGUCACCUCAAGCCCAUGGAAUAUCUUUACUCUCAUGUAAGCCUGACAGUGUUUAUUUUAACUUCUAAUGAAUGCCAAUAUUUUCUUGGUAUAGGGAUUUACUAAAGAACUAAAAUAGAAUCAAUUGUAAUUGCAUGUUGGUAGAGAUAUGUUUAAACUGAAUCCUUAAUCUGUGAUGUAUAUUUUGUGCACAAAUAAUAGAGGAAAUCCAAAUAGGCAUUCAACACACAGCUGUUUCUGUAAAAUGGUAAAACAUACAGUAUAUGCAUGUAAAUACCAUGAAACUGUACUUUUAUCUCACAUUCAUCUUUUGAUCUAAAUCCAAAUACCUGAUUUACAUAGCAAAAAUAACUUAUUUUUCCAUACUUUUGGAGGGCUCUGUAUGUAACAUAAAUAGUAACAGUUUGCUAUCAAGCAGGGAUAUAAUAUGUUAUAGACUUUUGUCUUAUAGUUUGUCACAGGAAUGAUUUAUAUGACAUUAUGACGGCUGUUAUAAGCAUAAUAUGUGUUUCUUUACAUUUACAAAUAUUUUGUGUCACAUGUUUUAUUACAUAAUUUAAUUUGGUAACCAAGAAAUAUUUUUUCACAAUGCCUAUCGCAGUCACCAGGCUUGAAUAAAAUUAAUAUGAAAGUUUUAUCAUGUAGGAUCAGGCAUGGAAAUAUAUUUAGUUUAAAAUGUUUUUUUAAUCAUGUUAGACAUUACAUUCAGUAGGAAGACUGCAUCAUAACACAUUGCAUAACAGUAUGUCAGUAUGUCAGAAUGUCUGCCUCAUGCUUAUCCUAAGUAACAGACAAUGCUUUUGCAAUACAUCUUCACUGUUAAGCAACAACCAUACAAUGUUACAUUGUGAUAAUGUCCUUUGUUAUCUGUGAUGCAAGCUGGGAUGCAACUAUGUGGCUGGAACCUGGUCUUCCCAUUAUCAUGAAUGUUUUAAACCCAGCCAGCAGUUUGAAAGGGCUACAUUGAAUAACCACAAAAGAUAUCAACCCAGAGUGACUUCCUCCCAUCAUUGUCUUAAAGAGGAAGAACACCCUUUUCCCUUGUUUGCCCGAUGAAGUACACCAAUGCAAUACCAAUAUAGGUGGUGUGAUUCUGGUAUUAAAAAUCAUAUCCAUGUGUUGCAUGAUGAAAUAUAGUGUUAUGUAGGGGUAGGGGUUUAUAUAUAAUAUAGGGGUUUUUCUAUACUUAUAUAAAAAGAACCAGUCUUCACAGCAGGGGUGUCAAACUGAUUCCCAAGGAUGUGGCAGUGUCUGUGGGUUCUUGUGGUUUUCUUUCAAACAACUGCUAAUUAAGGCCAUGAGAACAAGGUUUGUGGCUUCUAGGGAGAUGCCACUGUUUGUAUAUGUCUCUGUACUUGUUUAACCAACAAAAUUAUUUGUAUUCAUAUUUGUAUUCGAAUAAAAACCAGAAGUGGGCGUCGUGUAAAACCAGAAACUGGUGGAAGCUGUAUAAAAUGCCAAAAAAAACAAUUCUCUCAGGGAUGACUAAUUUGUUAUCAAUCCUUUGUUCUUAAAAAAUCCUUUGUUCUUAAAAGCACCCCUGAGAGGAUCAAAUACAAUAACCACAAUAGCAACAACAACAGCUGAAUUAAUGCUCUUCCCAUAAUCUCUCAUUGUGAACUGAAAUCUGGUAAACUGUUAAGGCCCAUCAGGCAAUGCACAUUUCAGUGGCUUUCAGGAUUUUGUGAAUCUCAUUUCAGGGUUUUUUUUUUAUUUUUUAUUUUACCUGCACCCCACAGGCCCAGUC
This is a messenger RNA of Anguilla rostrata (American eel), 3358 nucleotides long. RefSeq names its product protein SPO16 homolog. Gene Ontology annotation, biological process: reciprocal meiotic recombination; synaptonemal complex assembly. The coding region runs from base 617 to 1138 and encodes 173 amino acids. The record is from RefSeq and is a predicted model, not a curated record. NCBI's taxonomy places the organism in Eukaryota, Metazoa, Chordata, Actinopteri, Anguilliformes, Anguillidae. The transcript is spliced from 6 exons. Gene Ontology annotation, cellular component: chromosome.